This is a messenger RNA of Thlaspi arvense, 1089 nucleotides long. NCBI's taxonomy places the organism in Eukaryota, Viridiplantae, Streptophyta, Magnoliopsida, Brassicales, Brassicaceae. The record is from the annotation of a GenBank genome assembly.
AUGUCGAUUCCGCCGAUAGACACCGACGUCAUUCGUUUCCUGAAGAGACCACGGUUUCCUCCUGUCGAGGAAGAUGAACAUGAAGAAGAAGAAGACGACGACGAGGAUUACAACACCGCAAUUAUCGACGGGGAAGAAGAAGAAGACGACGACGAAGACGACGAGGAGGAGGAGGAGAUAGGGGAAGAAGAAAAUGAAGAUGUUGAAAUCAACGAUGACGUUGGUGGAACGAGAAUGGCGACUAUUGGUAACGAUUCCGAGGAUGUGAUAACGGAGGCACAAUCUCGAAGAUCUGUAAGCAGCAGCCCGAGUGGAUCUUCAUCGCAACAAUCCGUAAAGCUGAAAUGCUCCGAAGUUCUCGAUUGUCCUACUUGCUGCGAGCCAUUGAAGAAACCGAUUUAUCAGUGUACUAAUGGCCAUAUAGCUUGUUCGUCGUGCUGCAAGAAAUUGAAGAGGAAAUGCCCAUUCUGCAGAUCACACAUCGGCGACAUCCGAUGCAGAGCAAUGGAGAAAGUGCUCGAAGCAUCCAUAGUCCCGUGUCGAAACGCAGUGUACGGGUGCAGAGAAACCAUAUCGUACGGAGACCAAUCGAGCCACGAGAAGCGCUGUGUAUUCAUCCGCUGCACCUGCCCUUUGUCACACUGCAACUACACUGGCUCCUACUCCGAUCUUAAGCAACACGCUCGUUCUUCGCACUCGUGGGACGCGGAGAAUCUCAUCCCGUUUGUGUUCGAUGCUCCUCAGAUCUUUAGCAUGAAUCUCUGUAAGAGGAAGAUGACUGUCUUUCAGGAAGAGAAAGAAGGUGAUCUUGUUGUGGUUCAGGCUUUGAAAGGUUCGCACGGCGUGUAUAUGACCGUGAGCUGUAUCGCUCCUAUGGCGCGGGAAGUACACGAACUCUCGUGCAGUUUAGCGAAACUCAAUGCGUAUACUACGCUGAAACUGGGACUGAUGGUGAAGAAGAUUCAGAAAGUGGAAGAGCAACAAGAGCCUAAAGAUGACUUCAUGUUGAUUCCUUCUUAUAUGUUGAGUGGUGAUCACAUGAAGAUGCAGAUUUGUAUUGGUAGUGAAUUUAAGUAUGUUCAUAUCUAA